Molecule: messenger RNA, 2148 nt
Organism: Trichoderma asperellum CBS 433.97
Lineage: Eukaryota; Fungi; Ascomycota; Sordariomycetes; Hypocreales; Hypocreaceae
Biological process (GO): peptidyl-serine phosphorylation; mitotic DNA damage checkpoint signaling; protein autophosphorylation
Cellular component (GO): cytoplasm; nucleus
Molecular function (GO): metal ion binding; calcium/calmodulin-dependent protein kinase activity; calmodulin binding
Source: RefSeq, a predicted model, not a curated record
AUGUCACAAUGGCCGGAUCUCGUUCGUGACACCCAACUCAGCACACUGUUCAAAGAUGAUGUCACAAUCCACCACCACGACGACUCGGACGAGGAGAACAACGCUCGGUCGACAUGGCGGGAGGAACGCUGGAAGGCGACGGUCUGCCUAGGCCACGGCGGCUGUGGUAGCGUCUGGCUGCAAGAAUGUGUUGAGGGGAAACGAGGGAUCGACAGGCGUGCCGUCAAGGUCAUUCCCUGGUUGAGUCUCAAAGAUAAGAAGGACAACUACGUGGCUGAGCUAGAAGCCAUUGCCAAGUUCUCACAAAAACGUUAUUCAAAGUGUUUUGUCAAAUUUCUUGGGUGGUACGACGACCCCUCUAGCCUUUAUAUCGCCAUGGAAUACUUUCCUCUUGGAGACUUGCAGAAGUAUAUGGACAAGCCCGGACUCAUAGAUGAGGCGGAUGCACGAGAGAUAUCGUUCCAGGUGCUUGAAGGGUUGUCUUAUAUGCACCGAGAAGGGUUCGCUCAUCGGGACAUUAAGCCUGAUAAUGUGCUUAUCAGGUCACUGCCACCGAAGAGUAAAUGGUGGGUCAAAAUCAGCGACUUCGGCAUCAGUAAGCGCGUCGAAGGGUCUAUGAAAGUGGUGUCAAGCAUCAAGGGCACAAUUCCAUACAUGGCUCCAGAACUUCUCUUUCAUGAGCCAGGAAGUUCGAACCCUAUUGACCACCAAGCGGCUGACAUGUGGGCACUUGGCGAGAUGGCCUAUCGUCUACUAACCAAGACAGCAGUUUUCCCUACCCAUAACGCACUCCUUAAUUAUCUAGUGAAAACAAACCUGUUUCCCACGGAAAAGCUUAACAAGAAAAAUGCAAGCUUAGAUGCCGCCUCAUUUAUUCGCUCGCUCAUGGAGCCUCAUCCUGAUAAGCGCCUUACGUCGGAAAAGGCCAUGGAGCAUGCCUGGGUUGCGACUUUAAAGGACCAUUGGGCACACGUCUCCAAACCGUCAACGCCCAUACCAUUGGAUCCAUCUUCUCCAAGCCGGCAGCCUGUUCCAGCUCCCAAUCCAAACUCUUGGGCUACAAUAGAGUCGACUAGCGGUUCUAGCUACCAGCCACAUACAGCACUUGCGAGGAUGAACAAUGAUUCAUCUCUACAGCUGUCGUUAUCUGCACACGGCGGUAGAAUGAUUGAGACGACAAAUCAUUCGGCCGCAAAUAACACUGAUGGGGAUAGCAUCUCUGAGCCUGCGUCUCGUAUACCUGAAGUUUCUGUCAAUCCUUUCGCAGUUUCUCAGGCUCUACCAUCAUCACCUUUUCGACAGAAGCCGCAGCAGCAGAAUCAUUCCCAGGCCCCUCUCCCAAAAAUGCCUUGGCCCCGUUCUGCAAUUUCUAAGACACCACCUCCUGUCCGACUACCCUACGGCCGUGCUCAGUCUGUGCAAGGAAAGCCAACGAUAAAGCCUCCUUCACAAAUCUUGACCGAGCGCCCAAAGAGUAUGCAAGCCACUAGCUGCACGCGAUGUUUAACACCCUUCAGCUCCACCAACGAGGAAUACCAAUGUCCUAAUUGCGAAAAGUUCUUCGACAGCAAAUGCUCCAGUAAGAAGACAACAAUAUGGUGGUUGGAAAUCUUCGAACCGGUCAGAGUUGAUGAUGCAUGUUUCGCUUCUAUAACGGGAGAAAUACCACAAGUAGACGAGACUAUCGAUCUUCGCCCCCAUUUAGAAGAGAUCCAACGUGACAUUGUCGAGAAAUACGAGACGAUUCAGGAUGGACGUUAUCGUGAUGAGGCUUGGUUGGAGAAGAAAGAUCGCCAAGAAGCUCGAGAAAUUGAAAGGGCUAAAGCCCAGGCUGAAGACCCAAUUAUGCGGGAACAACGCCUCAAAAAAGCAGAUCUUGAAAGGCGUGAGUUCGACCGGUUGCUCUCUGCCUUGGACAUCUAUUGGCCAACAGAACCCUCAAGUGCCGACUUUUAUAUCUACCCAAACACUUACGAGAAAGAAUACGGGAAAUAUGUACGCGAAGUUGAGCACUACCUUGAGCUUAUGCGGAAACGUGUAAAACGCGAACAAGAGCAGCGUGCAAAGAAGGCUGAUACUAGGUCUACUGGGAAGAAAUUGAUGGAUCUCUUCAAGUUUGCUGGUGAGGAGAAGAAGGGAACUGCUUAA